Molecule: messenger RNA, 365 nt
Organism: Prorocentrum cordatum
Lineage: Eukaryota; Dinophyceae; Prorocentrales; Prorocentraceae
Source: the annotation of a GenBank genome assembly
GUUAUCAACGGCGGCAGCCACGCUGGCAACAGGCUGGCUUGCCAGGAGUUCAUGAUCCUCCCCGUCGGCGCCAAGUCCUUCAAGGAGGCGAUGAUCAUCGGGGCCGAGGUCUACCAUAACCUGAAGACCGUGAUCAAGAAGAAGUAUGGCCAGGAUGCCUGCAACGUCGGCGACGAGGGCGGCUUCGCGCCCAACGUGCAGGACAACAACGAGGCGCUGGACGUGCUGAUGGAGGCCAUCGAGAAGGCAGGCCACACGUCGAAGGUGAAGAUCGGCACCGACGUGGCUGCCUCGGAGUUCUACGUGGCCGAGACGAAGAUGUACGAUCUGGAUUUUAAGAACCCCAACAGCCCGCCGGAGUGAAG